AUGCUUGAUAGUGAUAUUCAACAAUUAAAAUUAAUUGAUUUUGGUUUCGCCACAACAUAUAACAUAAAUGAAAUGACAAACGAAUUACCAAUAGAAGGUAGAAUGACAUUUGCUGGACUUCAAGUUUUAAAUUUCAUUAUUGAUUUAUCAUCAUUGAAUUCAUUAUAUUCUUCAGUCUAUGAUUAUGAAAGAACUUUUGAUUUGAAAUGUGCAUUAAAUAUUAUAAUGUAUAUGAAUUAG
This is a messenger RNA of Rotaria sp. Silwood2, 240 nucleotides long. The record is from the annotation of a GenBank genome assembly. NCBI's taxonomy places the organism in Eukaryota, Metazoa, Rotifera, Eurotatoria, Philodinida, Philodinidae.